Messenger RNA from Seminavis robusta, 2525 nucleotides. Lineage: Eukaryota; Bacillariophyta; Bacillariophyceae; Naviculales; Naviculaceae. The record is from the annotation of a GenBank genome assembly.
CAUCAGCAGCACUGAUGGGAUUAUCAGCCUUUGCCGGCUUAAAUCAUUCCUGCAAAGCACGCAACAGCUAGACUAAGGGCAACAGCAACGGCCCUCCACCGUCAACGAUGAGAAAGAGUCCAAGAUCAUCAUUAUCGAUACCUACCGUACAGUCGUAUCACUCCUAACGCCACAAGCAUCCACGUUAUGAGAGCCUUCGAUAGAGAGCAGCUUCCACAUACCGCUCCUACUGCCUUUCACGGCAUGGAAGGUACCGGUACGGAUCGACCAGGCGGUUUCACGUUGACUGAUGUCCGUCGACCACCAUCAUCCUCCCACGAUGAGGAGGCCCUCAAUCUGAAUCCCACAAGCUACCGUGAUGAAGGUUGUCGACUGCAGUAACGCCCUCUCAGCGUGGAUCGAUGGAACAAGGCACUAGUAGUGGGCACUCGACUCUUGUGCCAUAAUUUCAUUCAUCGACAACAGAUACACCUUAUUCUAUUGUCUUGCACGUUCAACAACUAACUACAACAAACUCAUCACCAUGAAGGUCGAUUUCUCGUGGACCUCUUUGAUCUUUGUGAUCUUUUUCAUCCUUCGGAAUGACAGUGUCAACCGCAAGGAGUUUCAAGCUGUUCAAGCGGAGAACCACCAUCUCCAAAACACGGUGUCGUCGCUUCAAAUGUCCAAUUUGAAUCUCCAGCACACCUUGGCAUACAACAAGAUGGAGUACAAACUGGAGUUCUUCAAGCUCAAUUUCAUGUUGAACCAGACCAGCACUUCAUUGGCUGAGCUCAAGGCCAAGCCCGCAUCCUUCUUCCAGCUUACCUACGAGUACUUUUAUGGACAACAGGCGCACCAUUUUGAACCUCCCGCUGCCACCAGCGGCAACUUCACCGGGGACCCCUUCUCGUUCACUGGUGGCGGUUUCCAUCCUCCUCCGCACCAGAAUGUCACUCAGACGCCAUACGACAAGAUUCUGGAUGCAUACGAGGACAUUGCCCACAAGGUCGACUUGACUACCCAAUCCUGCUUCAUCUUUGCCUUCAACACGGGUGUUGUGGUGGGGUCCAAGACGGGGGAUGUCUGGCGGAGCACCAUGGCAUCUUGGAAUGCCACCAAGGCAUCUUGGAGUGCCGCCAAGGCAACUCUCCAAGGCUUUGUUUCCAAGACGGAUUCUACGGUGCGGACGAAGGUUUCCAACACCUGGAUGAGCACCAUGGCCUCUUUUACUGCCACCAAAGGUGCCAUUCAAGGUUUUGCUUCCAAGGCGACUGCCAAGGCAUCGUCCAAGAUCUCCAAAACUUGGACGAAAGCCAAGGCCUCUUGGAGAGCCACCAUUGUUUUGUUCCGCGGCAUGUCUGCCAUGGUCAAGUCUUGGUUGCCCUCCCUCCAGUGGCCAACUCUCUCACAGAAGAAGAAUAAAGCUGUGAAGACUAAAGCUGAGGAGCUCAUUGAUGAGGGUAACAAGCUCAUUGAUGACUACUUCAUGUACUGCUCUGAGCUCUUUGGCAUUACGUGGUUGGAGCGUCAUGGAAUUUUUCUCGGAAAGUUUGUAACUUUGGACGAAAUUCAGAAGAAGCGAGGAAUUCUCCAGAAGCAACACCACCCCGACAAAUUGCGAGUCGAUGGCGACACCAUGUCCCAGGCUCUCAAUGUGGCGUUCGAUACCCUCAAGGAGGUGUAUCUUUGGCAUGCGCGAGGGGAUCGAAGAGCCCUUCGCAUUGCUGCGAAAGGUUUAACGUUUGACAAGGCUUGGAGUCAGACCAGGGCUGUAUGGUUUUACAGCACCAAAAAUGAAAUUCUUGCUGAAAAGUAUCUUAAAGAACUCAAGGAGCUGCUGAAAGAUGCCUACUUUGAUGAGGCUCAAAGCUCUGCGGGAGACGGACAAUGAAUGAAUUACUGCGGUUUGUGUGAUGGAUGGUGCUGAUUGCAAUGGCUGUCUUGAUGACGGUCUUGGCGGAGCUACGCUGUUGGUUGGUUGAUUCUGGCGCGGAACGAUUGGGGGCGGGGAAGAAGAUGGGAGUUGGUGUUUGGUGUGGCUGUCAUUGUGGAGGCAAGGUGUUCGGUUUGGGCGUGGAUUGAUACGGUUCGAUGUGACGGGGAUUGCGGAUGUGGAUUCGUUGUGGACGGGGGGCUGCAAACGGUGCUCUGUGGGUCACAUGUUGCCAAUGGUGGCUUCAUAUCCUGCAACACCUAGGUCUAUACAAACCUGUCCGGGUGGGAUUGUCUGGCAGCUGAGGUCUAGUCGUGUCUAGGCCCUGCAUCGUCACAUGACUCUCCCCAUCAGCGGUGGUGGUCCCUAUUCUGUGGUCCUUGUUGCGGAGGAUUUGUGUUGGUUCUUGUUUGAUGCGGGGGUCUUUCUUCUUUGGUGUUUCAGUUAUGUCGGUGCUACUCUUCUUUUCCAACCCUCCCCUAUGGUUUCUUUCCUGGAUGACGCUUUCUCAUCGGUUCGGCAAUGCCCAAUCGUACCGGAAGUUAACUUUUGCAACUAUUCUACUAGUCUUUUCUUUAAACAUAUAUCAAGCCUUUCUUGUUAGUCCUUA